Messenger RNA from Paramuricea clavata, 2775 nucleotides. The record is from the annotation of a GenBank genome assembly. Lineage: Eukaryota; Metazoa; Cnidaria; Anthozoa; Malacalcyonacea; Plexauridae.
GCCACAGUGGGAAUUAGCUACAAAACUCGGCUGAAUGAAGACCUAUUAGUGUUUUAAUAAACACAGUUUGAUAAUUAUACAGUUAUAUAUUUAUAUAUUUCGCUCCGAACAGAAUAUCUAGUAGCGUCAGAGAAAGAUUUCAAGCUAUACUACAGAUACUAGUACCACAUAGGCUGUCUUGAAGAACAAUAUUUCCUAAUAUAUGGAUGUCUAUAUAUGGCGUAGAUAUACUGUUUGAAACAACAUGUAUCAAUGAACUUGCUUAAGUUUAACGGAAACCGAAAACUUAUAUAACGUAUAGUGCUUACGAUGCAAGAAGCGUAAGAUUAACUGCAUGUAUUUUUCUAACAGGUAGACAGCGCGUAAAAUAUGGCAGCAUAUGAUCUAGGAUAUGAUGAAGAAAGGUUUGUGACUCAAGUGAACCGGAACUUUCAUUGCUUGAUAUGUUUGAACGUACUGAAAAACCCGGUAAUGUGCCAGAGAAAUGAACACUGUUUCUGCCGAGGCUGUAUUACUGAACAUCUUCGUCGAAAUGCUCAAAGAUGCCCUACUUGUGCGGAAAACUUAACCGUAGCCACAUUGACCGACGCACCGAGAAUGGUCAAGGAUUAUUUGUCAGAAUUACCUAUUCAUUGUGAUAAUCAGGAUAGAGGUUGCCAAGAAAUUAUUCAGCUGCAAAACCUUGGUGUCCAUGUUGCAGAGUGUGGGUUUAAACCGGUCGUUUGUGUACACCAAGGCUGUGGUAUGACCAUCAAUGAACGCGAUCGAAUUUACCAUGAGAGUGAACAUAGGAAGCUACAAUGUCAUAACUGUGACGAAAUGAGCAAAUUGAUGGCCGGUAUGCAGAGGGAUUUGGCAAAAUUGCAGACGAAUGUGACGACCGUAGAAACAAAGGUUGAUAGAAAUAUGGCGAAUAUGGAGAAUAAUGUGGCGAAUAUAGAGACUAAUGUGGCGAAUAUGAAGAUAGGGAUGAAUAACAUGCAGUCCAAUAUGACCACUCUAAAUAUGAAUAAGGUGCCAACCAUGCAAAUCAAUAUCAGGAAGUUGCAGAGGAACACCGAAGCAAAUUUUGAAACAGUAAAAAGCGAAGUAAAAGAACUCGAAAGAACUUUAAAUCACGUUAAUGAUGGAUAUGAAAACUUAAAAGUAACAUUACUAGAGAAGAUAGAGGGCUUAGAAAAGAAGCAAGAGGAGAUUUCGAGUGAUGUCAGACAUAUAUCAAUUGGUUCCAAGGAACAGCAAGGUACCGGUAUUGUCGUUGCUGGUGGUUUGGGCGAAACCUCGGUAGAAAUAUACAACGCAAGCCAAAGAUCUUGGUCACUUCUGGAAUCGAUGCCAGGCAAGCGUUUCCAAGCCUCCUCGUUCGUUUACAAGAAACAUGUGACUAUAGCUGGGGGUUAUUGCUCAGCUGUCGCCGUGAAUGAUAUGAUUAGGACAAAUAUUCAUCCCAAACCAGAUCCCUCGACAGAAUGGAAAGAUUUUUCAGCAAAAUUGCCCGGCAGGCUGGUUGGCCACACCAGUGUAUUGUUCAACGAUAGCUUGUACAUGACUGGAGGGUGGAAUGAAGACGAAGAAGCAUGCUCAGAUAGCAUUCACGAAGUGCAUCUUCAACCACCUUACGCUGUUGAGUUGGUAGGCGAAAUGCCAGAACCAAGGGAAGGGCACUGCACGGAGCUAUUCAACGACAAUAUCUUUAUCUUUGGGGGAAACAAAACAGGUAUUUUCAGAAACAGGUGGAAUAGGUAUAGUCAAGGUAGAAUACAGGUAGGAAAGUGGCAGACAUGGUAAAUAGGUACAAGAAGCCAGGUAUUGCUUACAUUGUUACAUAGAACAUUGAGCUGCCAAAGUUAUGUCCAUGCAGUCUUACGCUAAUUGCUAUCUAUCUCUAAAUAAACUAUCUAUCUAUCUAUCUAUCUAUCUAUCUAUCUAUCUAUCUAUCUAUCUAUCUAUCUAUCUAUCUAUCUAUCUAUCUAUCUAUCUAUCUAUCUAUCUAUCUAUCUAUCUUUAGGAAUGAAUCAACACAAGCUUAGCAGUGUUGAAUUCUUUGACAUCAAUAGGAAAGAAUGUCGAGAGCUGAAACCAUUACCUUACCCCGUGGCACACAUGGCGACAGUAAAGUGGAGCGAUAAUGUUCUAGUUAUUGGUGGAACAGAUAAUCACGGCAAAGUAUUAAACACUGUAGUUAUCUACAACGUUAAGACUGGGGAAAGUCAUAUGUUGCCUCCAAUGAAACAUAAGAGGAAAGGAUGUACUGCAUCUGUUCUUGGAAAUACUAUCGUUGUUAUGGGCGGCGCUGAUGAUGGAGAGAAUAUAUUAAAGUCUGUGGAAGGUUUUAGGUUUUGAGCGCUAUUGCUGGGAACAGCUUCCCGAGAUGAAUGAAAGCAGAUAUGGAGCUACAGCUGUUGUAAUACAGUAGAACGAGCAUACAUGUUGUAUCUCAAAUUUGCAUAGUACGUAAUACUGCUGCAGAACAUUGAACGAAGUAGCCAACUGUAAAUUAUCUAAUUGAGUUAUUAGCUUUUGAGUUUGAACAUUAUAUUUAGUCAUGAAAUAAGUACCAUACAUCGUUGUUAGACUUCUCCAAUUAGUAAAGUUGAUGUUUAUAUGUAUUUUAGUCGAAGUAAAAUAAAAUUAAUGUGAUCACAAAUAAUUAGAGUGAAGAAUUGUUAAGAGGAUGUUAAUCCGCUCAAAACUAACGAAUAUACUUUUCCACUUGUUUACGACUAUAUUCAAAAACGGCAAACAAACUUAAGAAGUAUGUUUAGUGCUUUAUCU